AGCAUAACAUAACAUAACAUAACUAACUCUAAUUCAUCAUUAUUACCGGUACACGGCCCUGGUCGAGGACUCCGAAUACAGUAAUACCUGCUUAUGCUUACUCUUCCUCAUCUCCCACGCCCUUCCCUCCCCUUCUCUCCCUUUCUCUCUCUUUGCCCUUCUCCUUGGAAAUUAACAGCUCCAGACCCCUACAACUUCACACACAGGGUUCAUCACAAUCGCAGUCCGCAUCCAUUAUUAUCCUGUCCUGCUCUCCGACCAACCCGACAGAGCAUCUGCCCUCGUGCGCACCUCCUGUCUCUGUGGAAGCUGGACGCUCCUCGAGCCUUGCGGCUAAGCCAUUCCAUUCCACCGGGUUCCUGGUGGAGCUGCGGCAGCAGGUUUCGUUGGGGUAACGAUGGAGCCAGCCCCUGCGACUCGGAGCCUUGUGGAGGAGAUUGUGGGUUGUGGGUACUCGGACCGGGCUCUUGAUUUGAUCGACUGGCCCGUCGCGCUGUCGACCUCCGUGGCUUUUCGUGCCGUUGGCUCCCAGACCUUAGGAAUUCCCCACAGCUCUCAACGUUUUGACUUUUGAGAGCGGGUAGGUAAGGUAAGGUAAAUUGUUUC
Molecule: messenger RNA, 606 nt
Organism: Amorphotheca resinae ATCC 22711
Lineage: Eukaryota; Fungi; Ascomycota; Leotiomycetes; Helotiales; Amorphothecaceae
Exons: 1
Coding region: 94-471 (125 amino acids)
Source: RefSeq, a predicted model, not a curated record